AUGUGGUGGGAACUCGCGUUCGGUCUCCUCGCCUUCGUGUCCCUGUGGAGGUACUCGAAGGUUGAGCUCGAGAAAGAUGCCUUCUUUGAAGCCCCUCCGGCUAUCAAGCUUCGAGAGCGCCCGCGGAGGCAACGCCGUAGCUCCGCUUCGUCCGACAGCAGGACCGAGAGGGUGGUCUUCAAGGCGGCCGCUCCCCCUCGGCCAGCUCCUGUGAUCAACGUUCGUCCUGCCGUCUCCAGCGCCCCAGCUGUCCCGGCCCAGCCUGCUGUCUCGGCCGUCCCAGCUCUCCCAUCCGUCCCGGAGGUCUCCCAUGUCCCCGAUGUCCCGACUGCUACAGUCGCGCCGGCAGCGGCACCCGUCACUCAGGCGGAUAUCGUUGCUGUGCAAGCCGUACAGGCGGGCCUCGAGCACGAGAUUGAUCGAGUUCGAAGGGAAAUGGGCUUUGCCAGGCCCCCUCCACCCCAUUUCGAUCGGGCUCGAGCCAAGCCCGUCCCCCGCCGAUCCAAUGAGACACCAGCUCCGUUGGUCUGCAUACCGUGUAUGAAGACUUUCAAGGAUCACUAUGAUCUCGAUCAGGCAAGUUGUAUCUUCACAAGAUCAAGAAGCACAAAGACGAGGGCUCUUUUGCUGGAAAGACCGACCGGUCACCCUCUAUCGACCCUCUUAAUGUUCCUCUGGACUCGCAUUGCGAGAUGUGCCUACACACCUUCGACAGCAACGUGUCGCUUCUUCAGCCGGAGGCUGACCGAGAUCCAGCACAAUGCCGCCUGCCAUCCUCCCCUUUGGGCAGCUGGCUGCUUCAAGUGCGGUAUCCCGCGCUUUAAGACUCCAGACGACCAAAAGAUUCAUUAUCGUCGCGUCCAUCCCGCGCGGAAUGGAUUUGAGGCAGGCUCCACUCCAUCCAACCCUAAUUUGGCGGUUCCCCGUUCGGGCUCUGGCACAAACCGGAGCUCCAACCCGACUCUGCAGGACACCAUUCUUACACCUGAGCCAGACCCGACUCUGCCGGAUCUUCAACGGACGUACGGCUGCGAGCUGUGUCUAGAGAGGUUCUUCAAUGUCGAGGACAGGGAGGCUCACCGGGUCAGCCUUUUCGCGCAUGGUGGCCAAUCCGCGCUCGCAGCUGCCUUCCCGCCCUUGUCAGCGUCUCCAUCGUCCAACUCCUCGGACUCGCUCCACACAUCACCCCCUCGCGAGAUCCCAAGAGAAAGCCCGGCCAAUAUCGCCCCAGUUCAGGUCGCCGAUGAUUCCGGCGCGGACGAUGCUGAGAAGCCCUUCUCCUCGCUCGAGUGGGCACUCAAGCCUAUGCAGCCUGUCCAGCCAAUGGUAGCGUCUCCAAGCAGGGCGGAGCCCAUCAUCAUCGAGGAUGAGGGCUACACACCGGAGGAAGAGUUCGAGCCCAACCCGGACUACUUUGACCCGCCCGAGCCCGAGCCGGCACCGCCGGUCCAUCACGAGUGGGUCGAUAUGGACCACAGCGACAUCCCCCUUCCCGACUCGCCUGAGUUCAACCCGGACCCGGCGGUCGCGCUCGACCAGCCUCUCCCGGUGUUCUCCAUCUCGGACGCGGAAGAGGAGGACCCAAGUGCAUUCCAGCACCCAAAGACGGAGCCGGUCUCGCACAUGGGUCUGAUCCUCGGCGAUCAGGAUCGGAUCGAGCACGUCGAGGUGCCCAGUCCAUUCAGCUUCGGCGAGAUCAUCCCGGACCCCGUUCCGCCGGGGAUGGAGGCGUUCCCGGAGCUGCCGUCUCGGUCAGGUGUCGUCUCGCCGGGCCCAAAUACGUCCGAGAGCCGCUGGCAUACCAAUGACCUGCCCAACUUCUCCCUUCCCGACUUCACGCCCAAAGCCGAGUCGAAGCUCCGGCUCUCGGACGAGAUCCGCGGCGGGGAUGCUGGUUGGAGCGAGGAGAGGGAGGACACCGGGAUGAUCAUCGACGAAGAUCACGUUGGGGAAGUGCGUGGAGUGCAUGACGGGGAAGAGCUCAGCCACGAGCGCCAGCAAGAGCCGCGAGAGGAGGUCCGGGAGGCGGUCAGAGAGGAGCCUCGGGAGGAGAUCAGGGAGGAACCUAAGGUCCAGCCCAGGGUGAUCCCCAUGAACCAAGCUCGUGCGGCCCUGCUCGCGCAGUCGGCUGCAAGUGCGCCUUCGAAGGACAUCUGGGCGGCCUCGUCCGACAAUCGCCCUUGGUCGGAGCAGGUCGACGACGAGUACGCGGACGAACUCCCGUCGCAGCCCAUGGGCAUGCGGGCGCCGGUGUCGGGCAUGAACAAUGUCCCUCUAGGCGCGCGCCGAGGCGGACCUCCCGCUCCCACUGGCGCGCCCGUCUCGGGCUACGAUCGAUACCCCCAGCCGUCCCCCGUUCCGUCCUUCCAGGCUCCCGCCCCACCGGUCCAAAACGGCUACGGUAUCGCCGCGCAAGGCAUCAACGGGUACGGUCGUCCAUACCCCGCCGCAGAGUCGCGAUACCCGCAAUCUGGAUACCAGCCAGCCCCAGCUCGUCAGGCCCCGCAGCCAUACUCGCCCCCGGCGGACCACUCGAUGCUGGCGCAUCAACAGAUACCCAACUUCAACUACAAUGCCUUCGACUCUAGCUUCAACGCCUUCGCGCCUGACUCGCCGCUUGGGCCCAAGCCAGCGCCAGUCAGAGCCCAGCCGUCAAUGUGGGCCGAGCCUGCCAAGCCGCUCAGCCCCAUCACGUCGCCCUCGCCCUCCCCGGCCCCUUCCAUCCACUCAUCUUUCGCCUCCCCCAGCACCCACUCCCAAUCGUUCCAGCCCGCUUCUCCCGUCAAUCACCGAAGCGCCGCCUCGGACAUAUCGGAGACUCCCUCUUCGGCCGGAUCGAGCGCCCGCUUCGGAUCCCACUUUGGCGGAGUCGGUCCCGGUGUGACUGCUCCCGGCGGGCCUCGGCGGGGAUGGGCCGACCGAGCAUCUAUCGGCGGUCAGCCAGCGCACAUGAUGCCCCCGACCAACUACCAGCAUCCUGCUGUCGCUCCGGCUCAGCUGGUCAUCCCGCCUCAGAUCGAGGAGCAGGGUUGGGCGACUGCCAUCCUGGCUGCUGCGCCAAAGAGGCGGGGUGGGAAACCCAUCAACGAGACAUAUGCGGAGAAGGAGGCACGAAAGAGGCAGGAGCAGCAGGAGAGGCUGAAUGAGAUUGUCGCCAGCGAGCAGGAAGGAUUUGGGGGAUGGUAG
Molecule: messenger RNA, 3186 nt
Organism: Dioszegia hungarica
Lineage: Eukaryota; Fungi; Basidiomycota; Tremellomycetes; Tremellales; Bulleribasidiaceae
Exons: 8
Coding region: 1-3186 (1061 amino acids)
Source: RefSeq, a predicted model, not a curated record